Messenger RNA from Candidozyma duobushaemuli, 456 nucleotides. RefSeq lists its product as uncharacterized. The coding region runs from base 1 to 456 and encodes 151 amino acids. Lineage: Eukaryota; Fungi; Ascomycota; Pichiomycetes; Serinales; Metschnikowiaceae. The transcript has a single exon. The record is from RefSeq and is a predicted model, not a curated record.
AUGUCGAACCCAUACAUGUUCAACUACCAACAAUACUCGCCUCAAAUGAGCAACUCCCAAAUGAAUACAUCCCCAACUUUUGCCAACAUGCUGUAUCACGGAGGACUGGGCAACUCGACCACUAGCUCCUUGUCGUCGUCGUCCUCCUCCCUGGUCACUUCCAACUACUCUUUGCACAACUCCCGCUUGAGAUACUAUCUUUCCAAGUCUUUUGAUGCCGAAGACGACAUGGAGUUCUGCCCGGACAUUCCCGAGUCGUUCAACUCGAACCACAUCAAGAAGUUCAAUCCUUACACUGCUAGUGUCUUCGCACCAACUGCCCACGUUGGUGAGGCGCCAGCUCUGCCUGGAGCCCUGGAGUCACCUAGAACAAACACUCCAAGAAUCAGAAAGCCCGUUGAAAUAGUCAACCCCCACACCAAGGUGCGGAUUGGCUCUCCAGCAUCCCACAAGUAG